Messenger RNA from Fusarium oxysporum Fo47, 312 nucleotides. RefSeq lists its product as uncharacterized. The record is from RefSeq and is a predicted model, not a curated record. NCBI's taxonomy places the organism in Eukaryota, Fungi, Ascomycota, Sordariomycetes, Hypocreales, Nectriaceae. Bases 1 to 312 code for a protein of 103 amino acids. The transcript has a single exon.
AUGUCGUCGACACAAGAAGAUCCUCCGAACUCAUACAUGGUGACUGAAGAAGGCGACGACUUCGUCCCUAAGAACGCUAAAUGGACAUGCAACUGGGGCGCAUCGUGGGAGCCCUACAAGAAGAAAUGCGGAGGGAGAAAUGAGGAUAUAUACAACAAGAUUUGUUCCAAGUGUGGCAAUAAACGUGGCUGCGGUGCAACGGCCGACCUUGGAGAGACGAGACUCGGCUGUGGGGAACGAGGACGGUUUUGGAUGCUUUUCCCUAAUGAAGAUGGCAGUGAAAAUUGGUCAACUAAUUUCAUUAGCGACUGA